This is a messenger RNA of Blumeria graminis f. sp. triticale, 1545 nucleotides long. The record is from the annotation of a GenBank genome assembly. Lineage: Eukaryota; Fungi; Ascomycota; Leotiomycetes; Helotiales; Erysiphaceae.
AUGAAUGAGAAUAAGGAACUAAUGGCUAAAAUCCAGCAACUAAUAAGCGAAAGACGUCAGUACGAGCACAGUAAUCCUAACCGUAAAUUAAAUUUAGACAAGCCCGAGACUUCAAGCAGUAAUAAGCAUGCUGAUGAGACAAGUUUAAAGGUAGAAAAAAAUUAUGAGAAAUCAGAAAGGACUGCAAAAUCCGAAAUCUAUGAGCGCCAGAUCAGAGAGCUAACUCAUGAAAACCAAAAAAUUCGCGCCAAGCUAGUGCGUAGUGAGAAGAGUCGCCGCUUCUUGAAGGCUAAUACAGAAAAAAUUCUCGAAUCAACUCACGAGAUAUUGAAUGAAACAAAGGUCUCUGAUUACACCAAGACUCUAUCAUCAAGAAAGAAAAGAGUUAACUUGAAGCCAUCAUCUUCACGACCAGAGGAUCAGGACGAAAAAUCCACUCAGCUUCAGGAUUUAGAGAAUUCUGUCGCUCAGGAAUACUAUGAAUUGACCGAAGACCUUGUCGCAGCAGAUGAGACUUAUGGCGAGAGCCUCUCCGUCCAUGUCAAUAAUACUAGAAUUCGAUCAGAAAAUAUGGCAAAUGAUGAAACAUUCAACGUUUCAACUUCAUCCAAUUUUUCUGAUCUGUUAGGUGAAGGGCUUGCAGAAAAGUUGCGCAAUAGAGUUGAUGAACUAGGGGAGAUCCUCGAUCGUCGACGGACAGAGCAAUCUCAGAUUAUUCAUAAUGAGGCCCACAAGGAAACUCAAGCUGAAGAUACUGAACAAUCGGGUUGUAUUACAUCUUCUGAAGUUCCAGCUUCCCGUGCUCCCUCGGCCAUGGCUAAUGAAGAACGGCACCUUCGUAACCAAAGUCGUCGCCGAACGAUCACUCUCAAUGAACGUGACUCAACCACUGUAUCACGCACAUCUAUUCGACGUCACUCAGUGCCUGCAUGCCAGUCUUCUAUUCACAUAGAUCAGUCGAAAAUAGAAAAAAUCGCGACAGACAUGAAGGACAAUAACGAUGCCAAGGAUAGAACCCAUCUCUCAUCUUCCAAAGCCCCAAAACCCAGUUUCCAUAAAUCCUGCGACCACCAAGCCCAAAAUUGCACCAUUUGCCUUUGUAGUACUUCUGACAAGGAUUUACAAAAACCUAAUUAUCAUAUCAAAGUUGAGAAGCCAAUACCCGUCUCCAAUCGAAUACAUAUUACUACACCUUAUGGAGAUGACCCUACAAUACGCCCGUCGACUUCGCCUGGCCGAGCAUUGGCCACUGUUAUUAAGGGCCUCAAAGAAGAGAUUGAACAUACCGCACUAAAAUAUAAUAAUGUCCACAAGACUUACAUGUCACAUGACGCCUCUCUAGGUCGAAAAAUAAGAAAAGGACUUAGCAACUCUAUGAAAUCACUACACAAGGAAAUGGAAAUUAAAAAGGAUCAACUCUAUGCCCUGUAUGAUGUGCUUGAAGGGCAAAAACAAGCUCAACAAGAAAUGACUGAUGAAUUUUUAGACCUAACGCUCACCCAACUUGGAGUGGUUGUUGAUGAUACAUGGGAAGGCAUUGACUAA